This is a messenger RNA of Salarias fasciatus (jewelled blenny), 3168 nucleotides long. RefSeq names its product peroxisomal biogenesis factor 6 (gene pex6). NCBI's taxonomy places the organism in Eukaryota, Metazoa, Chordata, Actinopteri, Blenniiformes, Blenniidae. Gene Ontology annotation, molecular function: ATP hydrolysis activity; ATP binding. Gene Ontology annotation, biological process: protein import into peroxisome matrix. The record is from RefSeq and is a predicted model, not a curated record. Gene Ontology annotation, cellular component: peroxisomal membrane; cytosol.
CGCAGCAGAGUAAAGAUGGCGGCUCCGGGGGAGCUGAGUCUCCUGGAGAACUUCCCGUCCAGGAUCAACCAGAUGGACGUUUUAAUGCUCCAGAGUCACUGGACCUUAAUCUUUAAGACUCCCGACGAGCCCCCGACCCUCCUCUUCACCCCCUCCCGCCCCGGGACUACCGGCAUUUUGCUGCGCGUCCACGCGCUCACGGCGGAGGAGGCGACGGGAUGCGCGGCGGACGAGCCGGGCGAGCCGGGCUCCGCUCCCCGGGUCCGGCUCUUCGCCAGCCGCCUCUUCAUGCGGCACCGCGGCGCCCCCGGCCCCGGCAGCGUCCGGGCCGCGAGGCCGGUGGAGCUGCAGCGGGUGGUGGUGGGGAGCCGCGGCGGAGCGGAGCCGCCGCUCAGCGGGCUGCGGCAGGCCUGCGGCCCGGGACGGUGGCUGCUGGGCCGGCAGGGGGAGCCGCUGCUGGUCGGAGAGCCGGGACAGGAGCUGCAGGAGCUGCUGGUGCUGGAGUGCAGCCCGGUGACCCAGGGCCGGAUCGGGGCCGGCACCUCGCUGGUCCUGACGGACUGGGCCUGGGCCGGCCCCCCGCCGCCCCCCCCCUGCCGGCCGCUCCGGCUGUGCGUGUCGGACUUCGCUCAGGACUGGGACGCUCUGUGCAGGGGACGCUCCCUCCUGGACGGCGGGGGUCCGGGCCCGCGGCGCCGCCCGGACUGCAGGGUGGAGGUGCGGGUGGCGGACGCCCGGCGGUGGUCCGGGCGGUCCGCGGGCCCCCGGGGGGACGCCCCGGACGUGGACAGCUGCGUGUUCGUGAGCAAGCAGCUGCUCCUCAGACUGGGGCUGUUCGACCGGGAGUGGGUGAGGCUGGGGGGGCCGGCCGAGACCCGCGGGGGGUCCCGGGCCCAGAUGGACCUCGGGGAGCGGCCGGCCGCCGUGCGGGCGGUGGAUCUGGGUCCAGACCUGCAGGCUCAGGACGACGUGGCCUUCAUAUCCAGCACCCUGUGGUUCAACCUGAGCGGGGGGGAGCUGGUCCCCCUGAGGGGCUGCUCGCUGAGGAUCAAGAGGUGGCGGUCUGGCGGCGCCGGCCGCUCGGACAGUGAGUGUCGCCGGGUUUGUCCUCCGGCUGCCGCGGAGCUCCACAUCCGGCCGGUGGUCUCUCUGCUCUACGACCAGCUGAGCCCCCCCGACCGCCUGCUGGCCCUCCACUUCCGCCGGCCCAGGCUGGUCUCGCAGGGAGACGUCCUCUCCGUCCCCGACCCGCUGGAGGAAGAUCCCCGGGCCCGGACCAGGUGCCCGGUCCGGUUCUUCAGGGUGGACAAGGUGUGUCCGUCGGCGGGAGGCGCGGGAGCGGCCGGAGCUCACCUGGCGGACUCGGACCACACGUCUCUGUACAGCGGCGGCUCCACCAGCAGUGCUGUCCCGUGCUGCUGUCCAGAGGGACGGUGUUCCUGGUCCUUCCUGUCCGCCGUGGGCCUGCUCAGACCGCUGGAGCUGCUCAGCAGCAUCAUCUGUCCUCACCUGCAGCACAGCAGCUCGCUGUCCUGCUGCACCGUCCUGCUCCACGGGCCGCCGGGCAGCGGCAAGACCGCCGUGGUGCGGGCGGCCAGCUGCAGGCUCCACCUCCACCUGCUGAAGGUGGAGUGUGUGAGUGUGUGUGCAGACACUCCAGCAGCCGCGGAGUCCAGGCUGCGGCGGGUGUUUGAGCGGGCCGCCGCCCUGCAGCCCUGCGUCCUGCUGCUGCGGAACCUGCCGGUCCUGACCCGGUCCAGAGGGGGCGGCGAGGAGGACGGCCGGGUGCGGGCCACCCUGGGCCUGCUGCUGCGCGGCGCCCCCCGCAGUGUGGUCGUCGUGGCGACGGCGCGUCGACCCCGUGACCUGUCGGCGGGCGUGGCGUCGGCGUUCGUCCACCAGAUGGCGCUGGAGAGCCUGAGCGAGGAGCAGCGGCACGCCGUCCUGCUGGGCCUGAGCCGAGAGCUGCGCCUGGGCCGAGACGUGAGCCUGGACAGACUGUCCGCUCUGAGCGCGGGGUUUGUUCUGGGGGAUCUGAGAGCCCUGCUGGUCCAGGCCGGCAGAGCCGCCUGCAGGAGACUGGUCCGGACCAGUGGUCUUCAGGUGCAGGACCGCCUGUGCUGCGGCGGGGUCACCGUCCUGAACCAGGACUUCCUCUCAGCCCUGGAGACGCUCCAGCAGGCCCAGUCCAAGGCCGUCGGAGCCCCGAAGAUUCCCAGGGUGCACUGGGACGACGUCGGGGGUCUGCGUCACGUGAGGAAGGAGAUCCUGGACACGGUCCAGCUGCCCCUGCAGCACCCCGAGCUCCUGGCUCUGGGUCUCAGCCGGACCGGGGUCCUGCUGUACGGACCGCCGGGGACGGGCAAGACCCUGCUGGCCAAAGCGGUGGCCACGGAGUGCGCCAUGACCUUCCUCAGUGUGAAAGGCCCUGAACUCAUCAACAUGUAUGUUGGUCAGAGUGAAGAAAACAUCAGAGAAGUGUUCCACAGAGCGCGCUCAGCAGCACCCUGCGUGGUUUUCUUCGAUGAGCUGGACUCUCUGGCUCCCAGCAGGGGGCAGAGCGGAGACUCUGGAGGAGUGAUGGACAGAGUCGUCUCUCAGCUGCUCGCUGAACUCGACGCUCUACACUGCUCUGCCGGCGUCUUCGUGAUCGGAGCCACAAACCGUCCAGACCUGCUGGACCAGUCCCUGCUGAGGCCCGGGAGGUUGGAUAAGCUGGUCUACGUUGGCGUCAGCCGGGACCGGCUGUCCCAGCUGCAGGUCCUCCAGGCCAUACUUCGAAAGUUCCAGCUGGACCCGGCGGUGGACCUGCAGGAGCUGGUGGACCGGUGUCCCGCCGAGGUGACGGGGGCCGAUCUGUACGCUCUGUGUUCAGACGCCAUGACCGCCGCCAUCAAGAGGAAGACGGCCCUCAUCGACCAGGGCCUGGACUGCGAGGACUCCCCCGUCCUCCUCACCCUCCAGGACUUCUCCUCCGCCCUGGAGAGCUUCCGGCCGUCCGUCUCCAGCCAGGAGCUGCUGCGAUACCGGAGCCUCCAGCAGAGGGUGGAGGCCUCGGCCGUCUGACGCCUCGCAUCCAGCCGCAGCUGCUCCUGUUGUGUUUCAUUUGUCUCAGAGGUUCAGUGUUUUCUGUGAUGAAUAUCAAGCAAAAUAAACCAGCAAAGGAGA